AUGGAAGACACCUCCUUCAAUCGAGGUUCCUUUGGGCAGAUUUAUCACGGAACGUACAUGAACGCCCCGGUUGUCGUCAAGUGCGUCGAUAUCUCGUCAGAGACCACCCAAAGAGAUUUUAUGCGGGAAGUGAGCGUCUGGCAAAAGGCGAACCGCCACCCCAACAUUGUACCGCUCUAUGGAGCGUGCGAUGUCGGUGAGCCGUGUUUCAUGGUGUGCAAACACAUCGCCGGGGGUUCCCUGUCUGUAUACCUGAGGCGACAGAAGGGAGAUCGUCAGUCUAAAGCCUGGCGUGUGCUGCUAGAUGUGACGCAUGGGCUUCAGUUCUUGCACAGUCGAGGCAUCAUUCAUGGCGAUCUCAAAGGCAGCAACGUUCUGGUCGAUGGUGACACUGCAAUGCUCACGGACUUUGGCAUGAGUUGCGUUGGAACAGGGUCGAAACCUCAAUUCGAUAAUCUGGGGGCGAUUCGGUGGCGUGCUCCAGAGUUCGUGGCGAAAGGUAAAAGUUCAUUCGAGGCAGACGUGUAUUCGCUCGGAAUGGUCGUUGUAGUGGCCGUAGUGGGCAUAUUACCGUGGGGAAUGGCGCCUGAGGCAUCCGUGCAGUGGCAUCUGGAACAUGGCAAGUUCAUGAAGAAGCCAGAGGUGAUGUCCGACGAGAUGUGGGGGCUGGUGUGUGCCGUGUGCAACUUCGAUCCGUCAAAGCGGUUGAAGCUUGAGGACGUGGAGAAGCAAAUUAAGAAGUUUGCGGGGGAAGAAGAGGACGCUUUCAGGUUACGAGGCUCGGCGCCAUUACCUACUUCGAAGUCUUCACCUGUAGCUGCUCCUACAGCGUAG
Molecule: messenger RNA, 834 nt
Organism: Phytophthora sojae
Lineage: Eukaryota; Oomycota; Peronosporomycetes; Peronosporales; Peronosporaceae
Exons: 1
Coding region: 1-834 (277 amino acids)
Biological process (GO): protein phosphorylation
Molecular function (GO): ATP binding; protein kinase activity
Source: RefSeq, a predicted model, not a curated record